Molecule: messenger RNA, 2658 nt
Organism: Kalmanozyma brasiliensis GHG001
Lineage: Eukaryota; Fungi; Basidiomycota; Ustilaginomycetes; Ustilaginales
Exons: 1
Coding region: 1-2658 (885 amino acids)
Source: RefSeq, a predicted model, not a curated record
AUGCCGUGGCUUCCCCGGGCCGCUGCUCUGGCCGCAACGCCAGAACAGCCAUCUGUCAUUGCGACCACUCUGCUUCAGCUCCUUCGCGGCCCCACACAACCAACCACUUUCCCCGAGUCGAUCGUCUCAGGUCUCUCCUCGACAGACGCAAGUGUUCAGCUGGCAGCCAUCGCUGAACUGCGAGCCUACAUUCGACGCCUGUUCUUCCUCGACGUGGACAAUUACUUCGAGAUCUCCAGUCUGGUCACCGCUGGCAUCAUUGCGGUCUUGAUCCUCAUCGGUAUUCCCGUCGUCCUUCAUCGCUUGUACUACGGUCGACUUCACAUCUGGCGACUCGAACGUCGCGCUCAAGGCUCCUACUUGAUACCCAACGCUAUCAACUGCUUCUUGCUUCUCGAGGGUCUCUAUGGCAUUCUCACCGUCGCCUUCAACGCUGUCGUCUGGGAACUCUUCCACAAGAACAAUGAAGUCUACGUCAGGCUCUUCCAGGCCUUUCGAUCCUUGGUCUGGAUUCCGCUCUUUUGCGGAGCUUUCCUGACCGGAUGGGGUUCUCUCUACACUGCACCCGACACGCUCGACAAGCCCACCGCAUCUCACCGCAAGACGAGCGCGAGAGGCCGUCUUCCCUGGCCUUUGAUCGUCAACCUCACCUGCUGGGGGCUGCCGCUCGUGCUCAUCGUUUCGCUCCUCCCACCCGUCUGCCUUUCCUCCGUCAAGAUGACUAACGCUUUCAAUGCCUACAAGGACUGGGACAGCCGCUUCCAGAGCUUGAUCGAAGCAACCGUCGCUAACACCGUCGUCAACCAGAUGGCCGUCAACGACAUGCGCGCGCAGGCAUACGCCAUCUUCACCGACUGGUCUCGCUCGUACUACUACAUUGAUGUUGGCUACGUGCUCUGGGGCUUCUGGGCCAUUCUCUUUUUGGUCUUCUACGUACCGGCUGGUGGCGUGCUCGUAUUCUUGCUGUAUCGCCAGGUCAACCGACAGCGGGCCAUCCUGGAGAGUCACCAGCGCAAGCUCGAGCUUCAGCUCGCGCAAGAGGAGAGGCAGGCCGAGGAGGACGAGAAGAGCGCCAUGCACGCCCGUAAUCUCGUCGUACCCAACACGACCAAGGUCUCCUCCUCCGGUGGAUUCUCCGGCGCCAAUCCUGUGUCUCGCGCCGGUGCGACGCUGGAAAACAUCUACGAAGACCGGGGCGUUUCGAACGACAGUCGCGCGACAGGGCAUAGCAACAAAUCUGGUCACGAUGUGAUGGGUCUCGAGACGGCGUUGGGCCAGGAACCAUCGGAGUCGUUUGGAGUGCAUGGCGCUCUAUCCCCUGGGCUCGGCUCGGCUCUUGGGCACGUGGCAAGUCUGGCCAAGGAGAGCGGCGAAGAUGUGCGCGCUAGCACUUCGCAGCCCAACACGCCCGUCACGCCGGGGGCCACAUCGGCAUUCCGUCGGCUGAUUCGCAUCGAGACAUCCGCAAGCAGCAAUAAGGCUGGGCAGACGAGCAGCAAGUCGGCCAAGCGCAAGCGCGUCUCCCUCUCCAGCGGGCCCAUGUCGCGGUAUAAGUAUCUGCGCCGGUGUCUGGUCAACUUGUUGAUCUUGUACUUUGGCAUCAUUUCGGCCGCGGCGUGUUUCGGGGCGGUGACGAUCUACCUGGCGGCGGUGGAGUACGAGCAUGCGCUGCAAGGACCGGACUCGGUCGCGCACUCGAUCUCUGUUGCUGGCGCCGUGGCUGCUUGGGCAAGCGCGGUGUUUGGCGCGCUGACGAUCGGCUCGAUUGUCUUUAGGAACUUUGACAAUCCCAAUCCGGAGGCGAGCCAGGGGAGCGAUGGACCGCCAAAGAGGAGGUUCGCUAGAGCCUCGAAGAACACCGACUCUGCUGGUGCGGAGCGGGGUGGACCGGCUGUGGUGGAGAAGACGAGGACGCUGCCUGCCGUGCCGGAGAGUGUGGAUCUCGAGGCGUCUGGUGUGCAGUCUAGGCCGCAGAUGGCGAUGGGCACGUCGAUGAAGUUUGCGUUGGGCGAACAGGGGUUCGUUUUCAGGGACGAUCAAUUGGCGUCGAUGAUGUCGGCGGGUGAGAUGGAGGAGAUGAGGCAGCCGGUGAGGCCGGCGCCGGUGGUCAGGGCGUGGGGAAGAGAGAGGGAGGCGACAAUGAGCAUCCCUCAGGAUGUGACAGAGUCGUUUGGGUUGAUGUCCGCGCCUAUGAUCGGCGGAAGAGCGGAGGAAGGGUAUGGUACGAACGAUACCACGCUUGCGGAGUAUCCGGCGUUCGAUCCGCGGUUGGUCGAGACUGCGCAGUUCAAGCAAGCGUCGUCGGACGCGCGGAUCGCCGUGCAUGCUUUCAAUCCCACAGGGUCGCCGAUCACUGCUUCGGUCGAUUCGCGGAUCAAGCGGGUACCAGCGCCCAUCACCGCUUCGGUCGACACGCUUGCUAGACCCGCGUCAUCGACCACACCCGCUUCGUCGCCGCCCAUGCCUACCUCGCCAGUGAUGAGGCGCCAGUCGAGAAUGGCCGACGUCCUCGAAAGUCCCGCGAGCAAGCUGGCGAGGGAAUGGGCGGAGGGCCAGUACGCGACGAGGAGGAUGCCCGACACUCCUACAGCGAUGAAGGCGAGCACAUGGGGAGAGGCCAAGCCAGAAAGGCCGGCGAGGGAUGCCAGGCGGCUUUAG